GUUUGGGCUGACAGGCGUGCUGUUCUACUCUCUGAGCAUGGCUACCACCGUCCCAACAAAAACCUGGAAACUCGUCAUCAUUUAGUUAGUGGUACUAGGUUUGGUCGGAUCAUUUUCGAUUUCCCGCCGAACCGGCUCUGAACGCUACUACCCAUGAAGGAUAGUGUCAACUCUAGCAUGACCUCCAUGCUGCUAAGAUUUUAGUAGUAUAGAUAAACAUGGAAUCACAAGAGGCGACUAUGUGCAACGAGUGGAGAUAACGGCCCGGAUUUGGGACCCAAUAAAAUGGAGCAAAACAAAGCAACCAACACGUACAGAGCAGACGCGGCGAAUCCGUUCACCAGAGGUAGUUUAAUGAGGUCACCACAACCAAUAGUAGCUGAAGUCAUUCGGCAAGAACAGGAGGCGGGAAAGCAGCAACAGCAGCAGCGGAAACAACAGCCACAGUAGAGCAGGAUGAGUUACAUCCCACAGACGCCAAAGGUAGGGGCAGCGAAGUGCUUGGUGGAGGAGCUUCACAAGUUAUGGGCGCGAGAAACAAUGUCCAUAAGGGUAUUAAGGAGAUGGAAAGGCGCUACUGACUGCCGUGAAGGAGUAUGACACGGCAACGCGGAGGGUGGAUGUAGCUGGGCGACCAUUGGCGUCGGCUAGGGCUACUAUCCUCCUAGCCCCUCCGAAAUCGGGUAAGGAGAAGCAAAUUGGAUUGGAGAACACGCCAGUUCCCAUAACUCCAAAGCCCAGGAAAUGAAAGACCGGGCGAGCCAAAGAGACAGACACUCGAGGACGUUAUUAUUACCGAAGGAAAGGAUUCCACCCGACAGGGAGAAAACUGGAGUACCGUUGUAGGUCGGAAGGAGAAACACGGGAAACAGCAAGAAAAGGAGCGAAAAGGGGAGCACAAGAGGAAAGGAAAACCCUCGGCUUGUCAGAUGGCGCCAAAGGGAGAAGCCAUGCUCGUCAAAGCCAAUGACGCGACGACGUAUGCAGCGCUGCUCAAGAAGGUCAGGGAGGAUCCGGAGCUGAAGGACUGAAAAACGUGGUAUGAGUCAAGUCAAAAAGAUGAAAUGCCCCACGAGCUGAAGAAUUCCACGACUAGCAGCUCGGCCUUGCGGGAGACUAUUACCAAAUCAAUGGGUGAAAAGGCAGAAGUGAUUUUGUGCAAGGACAUUGAUGAAAUCAGUGACGGAAGACGAGCUGAGAGGAGCACUGAAGCAGCUGUGUAACCUGGGCGAGGUGUACAUGACGAUCCGGUCAAGGAAUACGGAGGAACUCAGAAAGCGAUGAUUCGUUUACCGGUAACCGCUGCAGACAAGACACACGUCUUUUUUAUAUCGAUUGUAGCGGUUUGAACCUUACGGUCAUUUGCCUCCUUUUUCGGCUUAGAAAAAUCUCAAACCCUAUGUGCGGUGUUGGGGAUUGAAUCCAGGCAAACUGCAUACAAGGCAAUCGAUUUACCAACCCCGAUAUGCCUGCCCUCACCCGCAUAUUCCUACUGUAUGCCGUUUGACCGACGAUAUCGAGCGCUUCCAGGUUAACCAAUUAGUUGAUCACUAAGGGCCGAUUUCUUCACCCGGAACUAAGUUUUAAAUCAGGUUUAAUGCACAGUUAAAGCGAUAGUGAAGAAACAGGUCCUAAGUUUAGUUUCGUCGGUGAAUCCUCGUAAUACCAACGUUAUUGAUUGCGCCUGUUCAACAAACGUCUUACGCUGAUGUACUUCGUUCGAUGCUUUGUUGGAUAUGCAAAUUUCGUCAAAAAAUGCUUUUAAAAUUUCUAUUUUGAUGAAAAGUAAAUGCAUUUAAUUUAGUUGAUUUUUAAAAAUGCAUCACAAAUUCUUAUUCUAAUUCAUUAGUGUAUCCAUCCUGCAAAUGUACUAGCCCCCCGAUUACGACAUUUCUUCAAGAGGGUAGAAUAGGGUUACUAGCAAAUUUAACUUGAGCAACAACUACCGGGGGGCACUCCGACGAAUUGUUUAGAUUACCGUUCCAAACCAAGGUCGUCAUAAUUGACAGUUGUCAGCAUUCUGCUUGCAGUCUUGCAUUAUAAAGAAGUUUUAAUUACUCCAAUGGCAAAGUAAUCAAUAGUCCGUUUUUUCCGAGUGAAAUAAAACCAUGCCGCGAAGGUUGGAGGACCAGUGUCUGACCUGUUUUGCGACGACGAAAGGUAGCGGUCAGCGGGCUGACGAUACCGGUGUGAACGAGAUUCUGAGAAAGCAUCUUUGGUUUACGGUUACGGAUCUAGUAGGAGCACUCGUUUGUCCAACCUGCUGGACAAAUAUCGACUCGUUCAAUACAUUUUACUCCUCCGUUGAGAAGUUGUACGCAACCGAACCGUUACCUGCGGCAUCGGAAGGGACCGACUUGAAACCUGAACUACUGCUGGUGGAAGUCAUAACUGAUGAAACGGAUAUCAAAGAAGAAGAGUUGGAAGCUGAAUCAGUGGACGGAAGUGAUAUAUUUCUGCCGGAAAUUGAAAAUGCUACGGUCGAAGAAUAUGGUGAGGAUGCAAGCGAAGAUCUAAAGGAUGAAUUAGAGGAUGAAACGGUUGAGGAUACGAUGGAGGUGGAUGACGAGGAACCUAACGCGAAUGAUGAAGAUCCUGAUGAGUUUAUUAGGAAGCACGCGACGCUUGAUUGCGAGCAAUGUUCGGCAUCCGAUCUUACAUUCAAACAGCUGUUUACUCACACGGAAAAAGUUCACGGUAAAAAACUGACUUCCAUUACUUGCUGUGGCAUUAAAUAUCACACACGGAUUAGACUGUACGAACACGUGCAAUUUGUGUUUAAUCCUGAGGCGUACAAAUGCAAACAAUGUGAUCACGUUUGUAACAACGGGGUAAACUUAAAGCGACAUCUUCGCGUCCAGCACGGUGAAGAUAUUCCCAUUCGAGCGUACAACAACACGACCCGUCUGCUGAAAUGGAAGCUCGGAAUCGAUAAGACAGAUGAACAGAUCAAGAAAGAGCAAGAGGUUGAACGGCGCCGUCAGAAACGGCUACAGGAGGAUGCGUUGAUGCGGGAACAUCUAAAAUUUGAGUGCAUUCCUUGCGGAUUAAGCUUAGAUUCGUUUGGCGAACUCUUCAGUCACACUCGGGAAACACACACGCACAAACCGGUGAUAACCUGCUGCGGGAAUCGGUAUCAUGCAAGACCCCGCCUCCUGCAGCACGUUCAAUCACUUAAAAAUCCGGUAGCAUUUCGAUGCGAGUUAUGUUUCCGCUGCUUUCGGAAUGGGUACGCCAAGAGUAAGCACAUGUUCGAGAUGCAUCCGACUGAGGAGAAUCUGAAGUACAAGUGCGACCGGUGUCCGAAGGUUUUUGUGCGGGAGCUGAAGUAUCGGCAGCAUAUGAAAGACCACGAGGAUUGUGACAAUGAGAAGAUCAAGUGCGAGGAUUGCGGAAAAAUGUUCAAAAGCCACCACAUCCUGUACAUGCACGUCCGCAAGAAGCACCGGGAGCCCCAGUUCGUGUGUGACAUCUGUGCCAAGGCAUUCCACCUACAGUCGGAGUUCAAACGACACAAGAUCCAACACGAAGAUCCGGAUCUGUUGAAGAUGCAGUGCCAACACUGUCUACGAUGGUUCAAAAACCGCGAGUACUGGCGCGCUCACGUCCGGUUGCACGUGGUCGGUGAAGUCGAAUGCGAACUGUGCGGCCGGAUUGCCCCGAACCGGCGGGCUCACCGGGCGCACGUGAAGAAUGCUCACGGAGCCCGUACGAAAAAGUGCACCUGGUGUGGGAAGUGUUUCAAUAAGGAUAUUAACCUGCGGGAACAUGUGGCUUCCCGGCAUACUGGCGAUAUGCUUUAUACGUGUAGCUUUUGUCCGAAAACAUUUAAUUCCAAUGCCAAUAUGCACUCGCAUCGGAAAAAGAUGCACCCGGUAGAGUGGUUGGCGAUGCGGGAAAGUGCCGCGGAGGCUCAGAUGCCGGCUGGGGUAGCUGGAACGGUCGAAAGAGUUCAAGAAUGAAUAAUCCCUCGAUAGACCAUAAUUCUAUGAAUAAAUGAUUGAAAUCUAGUUGUUUUUUUCUGCAAUUGGACGACGACAGGGAAUCACACAUUCAAGAAAUACCACAUUCCACAAUGAAGGAGAAGAGUAAAUCUCAAGUAAACCUGUUGAUUGAGAUGAGGCAUCUGAGUGAAAUGUCAAAUGGUCACCGCAUAUAAGCCGUCGCCGCAACUCGUAGUGAUUGUACAGGCUGGUCAGCGAGUAAAGAAGAUGCGAGCUACGAACGAGAAAGUUGCCCAAGGUCGAAUGUUGAUCGAAACCAGAAAUAACGCAGUUGUGUUAUGUUGAUAAGCUAGCUGCUUAGGUAGGUAGGUAAGGUAUGCUGUAACAGAUGAUGGCGAAAUCAAUUUUCGCGCUUUGCUUUGAUAUAGUCGGUCACGGCUCUCACCAUACAGACGCGUUUAAAGGAAUCGAUGGCGAUGCUGUGAAUGGGAAUGGAUAGGGAUGAACUUGUAUAACA
Molecule: messenger RNA, 4461 nt
Organism: Topomyia yanbarensis
Lineage: Eukaryota; Metazoa; Arthropoda; Insecta; Diptera; Culicidae
Product: zinc finger protein 675-like
Exons: 4
Coding region: 2109-3962 (617 amino acids)
Biological process (GO): regulation of transcription by RNA polymerase II
Cellular component (GO): chromosome
Molecular function (GO): chromatin insulator sequence binding
Source: RefSeq, a predicted model, not a curated record